AUGGAUGCGUCAGUGCACUGCUCUCUCUCUCUCUCUCUGUUUCUGACUGCCUCUUGUCAGUUGGCAUAUGCAUAUUUCGACAUUUCGAUCUGCCAGCUGACGAGUUCCCAUUCAAAUUCUCCUACUAGAGCCACCAGUGACCCCUCAUCUCGUGCAGUACUUCAAAAGCUCCUUUAUAAUGUGGGAAUCAUGGACCGGACCCGGAUGUUUGCAUGUAAUUGGGUUAGUUUAGGAAGGAGGGAUGGAGAGCAAAAUUUACCACUAGCACUUGUGGCUACUGAACAAGAAUAUGAGAAAGAAAAACUAAACGAGAGGAUAGCUAAACUCUCUGGUGGUGUUGCUGUCAUUCAGGUAGGAGCACAGACAGAAACUGAGCUUAAGGAAAAGAAACUGAGGGUUGAGGAUGCCCUGAAUGCUACAAAGGCAGCAGUUGAGGAAGGUAUUGUUGUCGGUGGUGGCUGUACCCUUCUGAGGCUUGCAUCAAAAGUUGAUGCAAUUAUAGAAACCCUUGAGAAUGAUGAACAGAAGGUUGGGGCUGAAAUUGUAUGGAAGUCCUUGAUCUAUCCACUUAAAUUGAUUGCAAAGAAUGCAGGUGUUAAUGGCAGUGUGGUUACUGAGAAGGUUCUUGCCAAUGAGAACUUCAGGUAUGGGUACAACGCGGCUAUAGGGAAGUAUGAGGAUUUGAUGGCUGCUGGUAUCAUUGAUCCCACCAAGAUGUGUUUCUGCAGAAUCAAUGCCUUGUGUUGCUACGUUGUGAGGUGCUGCUUGGAGCAUGCUGCGUCGGUGGCGAAAACCUUCAUCACCUCUGAUACCGUUGUCGUUGACAUCAAGGAGCCUGAGCAAGCACCUGCUCCUGCAAACCCAAUGGGUGGUGGCUCAGGCGGGGAGGGGAGGAGGUGGAGGGCUGGUGGGCGGCAUCGUGGGGGUGCCACAGAGUCGCUGGUGAUGUGCAGCACCGACGCCGUGGGUGUUGAUGACGAUGAUCACGAGAAGGAGGACAACGACGAGGAGCGGAUCGAGAUUGGGCAGCCCACGGACGUGCCACACUUGAAGAUGAAGGAAAGUGAGUCACCAUCAAUGCGGUCUAGGCUCUGUGAACUAUUCAACCUGGCCAAAGAGGCGUCGAAACUACUGAUCAUCUGGUGUCCAACGAGAAGGUCCUACCUUGGAUGA
Molecule: messenger RNA, 1173 nt
Organism: Miscanthus lutarioriparius
Lineage: Eukaryota; Viridiplantae; Streptophyta; Magnoliopsida; Poales; Poaceae
Source: the annotation of a GenBank genome assembly